GUCAGAGUUUCCCUCUCAUGUAUUCUGUCACUGGGUGAGUUCAGAAAAAUGGCUGAGGUGAGUGUUUCAGUAGAUCAGCUUUCAGUGGAUCAGUUCACCUGUUCUGUGUGUCUGGAUCUCCUGAAGGCCCCAGUGACUCUCUCCUGUGGUCACAGUUUCUGUAAGGUGUGUAUUAAUGGCUGCUGGGAUCAGGAGGAUCAGAAGGACGUCUACAGCUGUCCUCAGUGCAGAGACACUUUCACACCAAGGCCUGUUCUACGCAGAAACAACAUUCUGGCUGAAGUGGUGGAGAAACUGAAGAAGACUGAAGUUCAAGCUGCUUCUCCUGAUCACUGUUACACUGGACCUGGAGAUGUGGAGUGUGAUUUCUGCACCGGGAGAAAACACAAAGCCGUCAAGUCCUGUCUGGUGUGUGUGGCUUCGUUUUGUGAAACUCAUCUCAAACCUCAUCUUGAAAUUCCUGUUUUGAAAAAGCACAAGUUAGUCGAAGCUUCUGGAAAUCUACAAGAGAAGAUCUGCUCUGAACAUGAUGAAGUGUUGAAGAUCUUCUGUCGUUCUGACCAAAGCUUCAUCUGUUAUCUGUGUAUGAUGGAUAAACACAGAGGUCAUGACACAGUCACAGCUGCAGCAGAAAGAACUAAAAAACAGAGUGAGUUAAAGAAGGAGCAGAUGAAAUCCCAGCAGAGACUCCAGGAGAAGCAGAAGAAGCUGCAGGAGCUGAAACAGACUGUGAACACUAUAAAGCUCAGUACACAGACAGCAGUGGAGGACAAUGAGAGGAUCUUUACUGAGAUGAUCAGCUCCAUGGAGAAAAAGCGCUCGGAGGUGACGGAGAUGAUCAGAGCUCAGGAGAAGGCUGAACUGAGUCGAGCUGAACGACUCCUGGAGCAACUGGAGCAGGAGAUUGAUGAUCUUCAGAGGAGAGUCACUGAGAUGGAGAAGCUUUCACACACACACGAUCACAUCCAUUUCCUCCAGGAAAUAAAGGCUUUAGUCUCUCGUCGUUGCUCUCUUCCAUACAAUAGACAAAAUUUUCAGUCUGAUCUCUGUGAGGAUUCAUCCAGCAUCACUUCCAAUCAACAUCUCUCAUUUGAGAGAAUGAGGAAAUCUCUCUCUGAUCUGAAAAAGAGACUCGAGGAAAUCUGUCAGGAGGAAUUCAUCAAAAUCCCCGAACAUGUUGAGGACGUUCAGACUUUACUCUUAGAGCCAAAAGGCAGAGACGAGUUUCUAAAAUAUUUCUGUGAUCUGACUCUGGAUCCCAACACAGCAAAUUAUCACCUCAUUCUGUCUGAGAACAACAGAGCAGUGACGUACACCAAGACAAAUCAGCUGUACUCUGAUCAUCCAGAGAGAUUUAACUACUACAGUCAGGUGUUGUGUAAGGAGAGUGUUUGUGGACGCUGUUACUGGGAGGUGAAGUGGAGCAGUCAGAAACACGUGUUAAUAUCAGUCUCAUAUAAAGACAUCAGCAGGAAAGGUCGGGGUAUUGAGUGCUGGUUUGGACGCAACAAUCAGUCCUGGAGUCUGGAAUGUUCUCCUUCUUCUCUCUUCUUCUAUCAUAACAGCAUUAAGACUGAUCUCAGAGUUCUAUCAUCCUCCAGAAUAGGAGUGUAUGUGGAUCACAGUGCAGGAACUCUGUCCUUCUACAGCGUCUCUGACACCAUGAAGCUCCUCCACAGAGUUCACACCACAUUCACUCAGCCUCUAUACGCUGGGUUCUGGCUCAUCUGGAAUGUUUCAUGUAAACCAGAAUCAACUGUGAGGUUGUGUGAACGAAAGAAAUAAUGGGUUUGUGGUGUUUUAAACUCUUUUAAAUUUUAAACUCUAUGAACUUUACCUAUUUAAUUAGUUACUUAUAGGGAAAUGGCCUCUAAUCACUGGGGUUUAUGUCUGGAAAUGUAAAACUUUGUAAAAAUGGUAAUAAUGUUGACUCUGUCUGGGACCUGAUCAAGGCUGUCUCCAUGGCAACUUGCUGUGUAUCGCUAUGACAAUCUUGCGGACUGAGGCACCGAGAUUUGAUGCUGGGAGCAACGACUCUCCAGGCCUACACACUUAUACAUACACACACACACACACGCACAUAUAUAAAGAUAUGCACUCACCCAUCCCCCCACCCCAUCCCACGCCUUCGCCGCUUUGUACCGCCAGUCUGACAAGCGGGUCUGUGACCCUGAAGAAAAAGGCUGCUGGACCUGAUGGCUAAUUUCAUGGUAAAGAUCAAUACAUUUGUACACACUGUCAUUAUUUGUACACACGAGUCUCUGACUGUACAAAUACUGAGGACUUGACAACUUGCUGUCAUUAAUGAACAUGUAAUCCAUAAUUUGUAAUGAAAACGUAAUCCAUAAACAUGUAAUCCAUAGCUUUCUGGGGAUUUUUCAGGCUCAUUACCAUGUUUUCAUAUUUGUUCUUUUUUAAGUUUUCAGGGCAUUAAUUCUC
Molecule: messenger RNA, 2439 nt
Organism: Tachysurus vachellii
Lineage: Eukaryota; Metazoa; Chordata; Actinopteri; Siluriformes; Bagridae
Product: E3 ubiquitin/ISG15 ligase TRIM25-like
Exons: 6
Coding region: 49-1785 (578 amino acids)
Molecular function (GO): protein binding; zinc ion binding
Source: RefSeq, a predicted model, not a curated record